AUGAAGGCGAAUGUUUCCACCUUUCCUCGUGGCCCGUACAGCGUCACUGACAUACCGGAGUUACCAUGGGUGCCUUCCUGGUGCAGCAGUGAAUUAUGCAAGAUACUGCACCCAUCUACGCCACAAGGAGUUGUGAUGUUGCAUCUUCCGUUGUGGUAUUCGAGACAUCUGCGACACAGUUUGCGUUCGUUGAUGAACGCCCUCCUUGCAGCUACCGUAGUCCUGAGAAACUUCUCACAGGCGCUCAACGACACGCACGUCCCCCCACAGAGGAUACACGACGAUGACUCCGGGUGGCUGCUCGAUGAAGGUACACCGCUGCUGGACUCAUCCUGGAGUACCACGGCGUUACAGUAAGCAGGAGUAGUACGUACAUAUGGAACGGUACGGUGAGGCUGCAUU
Anopheles arabiensis is the source of this 402-nucleotide messenger RNA. RefSeq lists its product as uncharacterized. The transcript has 2 exons. Bases 1 to 357 code for a protein of 118 amino acids. NCBI's taxonomy places the organism in Eukaryota, Metazoa, Arthropoda, Insecta, Diptera, Culicidae. The record is from RefSeq and is a predicted model, not a curated record.